UGUCAAAAAUUGAGGUUGCUUAUUUUGCGUUAUUAAUAUUUUGUAUUUUGUUGUUUUCUGUUUUCUGUUUUAUUUUCAACAGUUUCAAUAAUUGAAUUGCCUUAAUAUAACAGUAUUCUAAAACAGUAAAAGUAUUCUUUGCUAAUUCCGCAGUUCAUUUACAAAACUGCGAAAUUAAAAUUCAUAAAUAAUAACACUAAAUUGUUGAAUACAGGCGGAAUUAAAAAUGCCCUUCAAAAAAGGAAAAAAUGUUAAACAAACAAAAAUUACUGAUACAAUGGGAAUUGAGACCAAAAAAGCACAGGCUAGUCCUAAACUAAAGCAGGAUAUAAAUUUGCAAGAAAACGUUACCGAUAAAAAGAUAUUAGAAGAAAAGAUCCUGGGACUAAAGAGUAUUAUAUCAAAUUUUGAUGCUAACAACAAAGAAACAAAUGAAAAAGUGCGCAACCUUCCAGUCAGUUUUGAAACGUUUAAAAGGUUAACUUUUCACAAUGAUGUUAUUGCUAACAUUUGCCAAAGCAUAAAGGAGUUGGAGUAUGAGUUGCCAAUUUCAAAUAUAUCAAAAGAAGAAUUAUUUGAUAAUAAUAAAUUACUUCGGAGUUACUACAAAACAUUUUACAUGCAAACGGUUAUUCGGACAAUAUUUCCAUUGAAAAUAAAACCAUGUCCAGGACGUUUUAAGGACAAACUUUUGAAAUAUCCAGAAAUUACGUCAGAUCAUGAAGGUAAAUAAAAAUAUUUUAACCCUAUUGCAACUAAUUCUCGAUUUAGAGUUUCGUUCCAAACGCGUCCUGAUUGCUUGAGACCAUAUAUUGAACGUAGAAGUUUACAUACCUUGCCUGAGCUAUCGUUAAAACCCUUCGGCUGUUUCAUGUAUAUUUCUUCAUCGAGAAUUCCAUUCAAAUAUGCUGUAACAGCAUCCAUUUGGUGUAUAAUCAAAUCAUUUUUGGCGGCGAGCGCUAAUAGAAACCUUAUUGAUUCAUAUCUUACCACCGGAGCAAAUGUUUCUGUGUACUCAAUGCCUUCUAUUUGUCCGAAACC
This is a messenger RNA of Teleopsis dalmanni, 1041 nucleotides long. Its product is annotated as protein telomere ends associated-like. The transcript is spliced from 4 exons. Lineage: Eukaryota; Metazoa; Arthropoda; Insecta; Diptera; Diopsidae. The record is from RefSeq and is a predicted model, not a curated record. Bases 227 to 733 code for a protein of 168 amino acids.